CCGCUAUUAAGCCAAGGCCGCGCUUCCGCCGCUGCAGCCGAUACGGGAGAUUGGAUCGGAAGCUUCUAGAAGUUUCCGUGGGCGAUGGCGAUCCGCGCGAGGUCCUCCUCCUACGCCGCCGCGGCGGUCGCGCUGGCGCUCGCGCUGGCGUCCGUCGCCGCUGUCGCCGGCGAGGUCUUCUUCCAGGAGAAGUUCGAAGAUGGAUGGGAAAGUCGGUGGGUCAAGUCAGAAUGGAAGAAGGAUGAGAACAUGGCUGGUGAAUGGAACCACACAUCUGGGAAGUGGAAUGGAGAUCCUGAGGACAAAGGUAUCCAAACCUCUGAGGACUACAGGUUCUACGCUAUUUCAGCGGAGUACCCAGAAUUCAGCAACAAGGAUAAAACCCUGGUGCUGCAGUUCUCUGUAAAGCAUGAGCAAAAGCUUGACUGUGGUGGUGGAUAUGUCAAGUUGCUUGGUGGUGAUGUUGACCAGAAGAAAUUUGGUGGGGACACACCGUACAGCAUUAUGUUUGGACCAGACAUCUGUGGGUACAGCACCAAGAAGGUCCAUACUAUCUUUACUAAGAAUGACAAGAACCAUUUGAUCAAGAAGGAUGUCCCCUGCGAGACUGAUCAGCUGUCCCAUGUGUACACUUUGAUCAUCCAUCCUGAUGCUACAUACACCAUACUUAUUGACAAUGUUGAGAAGCAAUCUGGCAGCAUCUACGAGCACUGGGAUAUUCUGCCUCCGAAGCAAAUCAAGGACCCAGAAGCUAAGAAGCCAGAGGACUGGGAUGACAAGGAGUACAUUCCUGACCCUGAGGACAAGAAGCCUGAGGGAUACGAUGAUAUUCCCAAGGAAAUCCCUGACCCUGAUGCUAAGAAGCCUGAGGACUGGGAUGAUGAGGAAGAUGGUGAGUGGACUGCACCAACCAUUCCUAACCCUGAGUACAAGGGACCAUGGAAGCAAAAGAAAAUCAAGAACCCUAACUACCAAGGCAAAUGGAAGGCACCGAUGAUCGACAACCCAGACUUCAAGGAUGAUCCAUACAUCUAUGCUUUUGACAGCCUGAAGUACAUUGGCAUUGAGUUGUGGCAGGUCAAAUCAGGUACUCUGUUUGACAACUUCCUUAUUACUGACGACCCUGAGUUGGCCAAGACAUUCGCAGAGGAGACAUGGGGCAAGCACAAGGAUGCUGAGAAGGCUGCUUUUGACGAGGCAGAGAAAAAGAAGGAAGAGGAGGAAGCUGCCAAGGCCGGUGAGGACGAUGAUGAUUUGGAUGACGAGGAUGCUGAGGAUGAGGACAAGGCCGAUGAGAAGGCUGACUCUGAUGCAGAGGAUGGCAAGGAUUCUGAUGAUGAGAAGCAUGUAUGUAACACUCCUGCGUUUUCUUGAUACCUUCUGGAUUCUGGUGAUGCAUUUCCUGUUAACCUCCAUGUGUCCUGAUCACCGUCCUUCCUUUCCAGGAUGAGCUCUAAGAUGGUGAGGAUGAAGAAUGGAGGCCGCCUUCGCGACGAUGCCAGGAUUUGCUAGUUCUCCCAUUGUUAUGAAGUUCCCUUUUUCGUGAUCAGAAACUUGACAAGAAAGUACUCUGUAGAUGAGCAUUGCUGAGGAACUUUAAUUUGGUCUUUGUAGCUCUCUCUGUAGUGUCAUUUUUCCCACCACAAGAAAAAGAACUGAUAACUUAUUGAACAAGAGAAAUCUUUUGCACAA
Messenger RNA from Oryza sativa Japonica Group (Japanese rice), 1692 nucleotides. RefSeq names its product calreticulin-like (gene CRO1). Lineage: Eukaryota; Viridiplantae; Streptophyta; Magnoliopsida; Poales; Poaceae. Gene Ontology annotation, molecular function: calcium ion binding. Gene Ontology annotation, cellular component: endoplasmic reticulum; endoplasmic reticulum membrane. The record is from RefSeq and is a predicted model, not a curated record. Gene Ontology annotation, biological process: protein folding.